Molecule: messenger RNA, 2818 nt
Organism: Drosophila erecta
Lineage: Eukaryota; Metazoa; Arthropoda; Insecta; Diptera; Drosophilidae
Product: delta-sarcoglycan
Exons: 6
Coding region: 457-1665 (402 amino acids)
Biological process (GO): cardiac muscle tissue development; heart contraction
Cellular component (GO): sarcolemma; sarcoglycan complex
Source: RefSeq, a predicted model, not a curated record
AACGUGAAGUGGCAGUGGCUGCUAUUCCGGCUGGCGACUGUGGCCUUCUGCCUUCAGUUGUUGUGCCGCCGUGAAGGAGGACGGAACCGUGCGCGCAUACGGAGCACAUUGGCGCCGCUGGCAUUGGAUCCAAGAGAGAGACUCCCAGAUUCCGCAGUUCCAUAGUUUCGAAAAACCGCUUUCGAGUGCUUUUUUUGUCAGUGCUUUCUGGUGGCUGGCGAUCUGAGUGGCUGGCGUCCAUGGCUGGCGUUUGGAAUUGUGAAGGUCAGCGCGUCGUCGCGAUCGGUCUGCCAUUUCAGUGUGUGUCGUAAUCCCAGGGAUCCCUAGAGAUCGCGUUUGGCAGGCGUGCAAAAGAUACGAAUUCUGUUUGCCCAGGACUUGGUGUAAGUGAUACCACGCAAUCGGACAGCCUGGCACUGCCCAUGCAUCCACCAGCUGCAGUGCAGCAGCGCCGGAAUGUUGGCCGCUGGCAGCAGUGAGACCACUGACUUUGGGCCACACUCGCGGCAACUAUCGGCUGGCACCACGCCCAAGCGACCCCACAAGGCCAGCAGCCACCGUCCUGCUCCUGGUCCUGCUCCUGCUCCUGGUACUGACCCAAUGACAACUGGUGGCUCCAGCGCAGCCAGCGGUAACGGAAACGCGCUGUCCUCGGCGAAGGGAGGGAGCGGCGGUGGAGGCGCCAUGUCUGCCACCACGGUGACAGCGACGACGGGGAAGGCCACGGUCAGCCAUGGCCAUGGUCACGGCCACGCCCUCGGGCGCAGUGACGCAGUGACGAGAGGCGGCCGAGGCGCGGCAGCCGGACGCUCCAACGUGGACGGCUUCGUUGGCGGAAUCGAGACGUACUUGGGCCUCAUCGGGUGGCGGAAAAAGUGCCUGUACACCCUGCUGCUGCUGCUGAUGCUGCUCAUCAUCACGAACCUGGUGCUCACCCUCUGGAUACUCAAGGUGAUGGAGUUCUCAACGGAGGGCAUGGGGCAGCUCAAAAUCGUACCCGGUGGCAUACAGCUGUCCGGACAAGCGAUAAUUAUGGACAUGCUGCGCGCCUCCACAAUCCGUUCGCGGCACGGCCAGCCCAUCUCCAUAGAGUCAUCACGUAACUUUUCAAUCAAUACACGUGAUCCGAAUGGCAUGAUUGAGAAUCAUUUAUUCCUGGGACACGACAAGUUCGAGUGCCUGUCGGCGGGCUUUCGCAUAAACGACACCAACGGACGCAGCCUGUUCUCCGUGAACCGCGAUGAAGUCACCAUCGGAGCACAUGCCCUGCGGAUCGACGGCGAAGGCGGCGCCGUCUUCCGGGAAUCCGUGCAGACGCCCCACGUGCGGGCCGAGCCCGGCCGGGAGCUGAGACUCGAGUCGCCCACACGCCAAUUGGAGAUGACGGCGGCCAAGGACAUCAAUUUGCAGUCGCGGGCAGGAGGCAUAGAAGUCGUGGCCCUGGAGGACGUCAAGUUCCGAGCCCUCGAUGGGAGCCUGCGCUUGGAGUCGUCCAAGAUACUCAUGCCCAACCUGCGUACGGCCCAGCCGCCCAUUCUGGGCACUGCCCAGAGCAGGGAUCACAUGCACCGCGUCUUCCAGCUCUGCGCCUGCUCCAAUGGAAAGCUCUUCCUGGCGGCUCCGCACUCCAUAUGUGCCGGCGAUGAUUCCACUGUCUGCAGAUGAUUGCACGACUCAGCGCGCUGGCAGUCCACGUCCGCAUCGUCCAGGUCCAGGUCCAGGUCCCGCUCCGAUACCGAUACGGAUACGGACACUGAUUAAGGACACUGGGUCUCCGGAGUUUUGACACACCGGUAUGCAAGUAUGCAAGCAUGCAAGAUCACAGCCAUAGCCACACCCAUAGGCACACGUUCAUGUCGAAUCACUCAUAUGCUAACUGGAACAUAGGACAUAUACCCAACUAGUGCAAAUCACUCACCCACACACACAUGGUAAGCCAGGCGCUAGUCCUGCAUUCAUAGCCGUUCAUUAUCGUUCACACUCACACUGUCGAGGGAAUUGUACCCGAACUCGAAGGACAAAAUCAAGAGCUUCUUAGACACUUGGAUGUUGUGUACUAGUAUAACGAGGGCAAUUCGGAGACAUAGGCAUAGUACCCAUAGACCUAUAUUAUAUCACCAGUCAACUGCUAAAGGAGUGAAUAAUAGACAGAUAUGAUGUCAUAGUCAGCGGUAGUCGAAUCCCACAUCAGUUUUGGCGUAAGUUCUAAUCCCCUCAAAAAUCAGAUUGAAUGAAAUUCGGUUAUAGUUUGGUUUUAGCAGAAAUCACCACACACAGCUCGCCUUAUACAAGAAAGUAUUUCUACUAGUUUUCGAUUACGAAUAUACGCUAAUGUUUACAGCUCGGUUUGAUGAAUCAGUACCACGAACUCGAAUGAUUAUUCUUUAUAAGCAUAAAACCUGUCCCGAUUCCACAAAGCAGUCCACAAAUAUUGUACAUAAGACUGUCGAACGCAUAGAACUCCAAUACUGCAACAUAGCAUCCAUCACAGUGCAAUACGAAUACGAAUACGAAUACAAGUUGAAAUAUAAACUGAAUAGGACCUACUCAUAACCGUAUUCAUGUAGAUAUUCUCGCGGAAACUAAUGAAAUUUAGAAAUGUUUAUACGAUAACUACGUACUACGAUCAGAAUAUCCAAAAUCCGAAGCAGCAUGCUGGUAUCAAACACAAUACGAAGACAAUGAAUAUCAUCCAAUAAGUCGCAGAGCUAUUUAUACCUAUACCUAGAUACAGAAAUUAACUGAAAUUCGAGUAUGAGUAUCGAUAUGAAUACAGAAAUGAAAUAUGGCUAUGGAUACAAAUACGAAUAUAAAUAUG